Messenger RNA from Mirounga angustirostris (Northern elephant seal), 6316 nucleotides. It is a transcript of the gene CLEC16A, whose product is annotated as C-type lectin domain containing 16A. Bases 197 to 3391 code for a protein of 1064 amino acids. Gene Ontology annotation, biological process: regulation of autophagosome maturation; endosomal transport; endosome to lysosome transport. Gene Ontology annotation, cellular component: late endosome; endolysosome membrane. The transcript is spliced from 25 exons. The record is from RefSeq and is a predicted model, not a curated record. NCBI's taxonomy places the organism in Eukaryota, Metazoa, Chordata, Mammalia, Carnivora, Phocidae.
CGUAAAGCGCGGCGGUCGAACGGCCGGUUCCGGCUGAAUGUCAGUGCGGAGCUGUGGGCCGGGGAGGAAGGUGGUUGGCGGUCCCCCUACCACCUCCGCCGUUGUCUCCUCCGCUUGUGUUGCCGCUGCGGGCGCCCGGCCGCUCGGCCGCUCGGGCAUGAGACCGUGAGGCGGGCAACGCGUCGGGGCCGCCAACAUGUUUGGCCGCUCGCGGAGCUGGGUGGGCGGGGGCCAUGGCAAGUCUUCCCGCAACAUCCACUCCUUGGACCACCUCAAGUAUCUGUACCACGUCUUGACCAAAAACACCACAGUCACAGAACAGAACCGGAACCUGCUAGUGGAGACCAUCCGUUCCAUCACUGAGAUCCUGAUUUGGGGAGAUCAGAAUGACAGCUCUGUAUUUGACUUCUUCCUGGAGAAGAACAUGUUUGUUUUCUUCUUGAACAUCCUGCGACAGAAGUCAGGCCGCUAUGUGUGCGUUCAGCUGCUGCAGACCUUGAACAUCCUCUUUGAGAAUAUCAGUCACGAGACCUCACUUUAUUAUUUGCUCUCUAAUAACUAUGUAAAUUCUAUCAUUGUCCAUAAGUUUGACUUUUCCGAUGAGGAGAUUAUGGCAUAUUAUAUAUCGUUCCUGAAAACACUUUCGUUAAAACUCAACAACCACACCGUCCAUUUCUUUUACAACGAGCACACUAAUGACUUUGCCCUGUACACAGAAGCCAUCAAGUUUUUCAAUCACCCUGAAAGCAUGGUUAGAAUUGCUGUAAGAACCAUAACUUUGAACGUCUACAAAGUGGAUAACCAGGCCAUGCUGCACUAUAUCAGAGAUAAAACCGCUGUUCCUUACUUCUCCAAUUUGGUCUGGUUCAUUGGGAGCCACGUGAUCGAACUUGAUAAUUGUGUGCAGACUGAUGAGGAACACCGGAAUCGGGGGAAACUGAGUGACCUGGUGGCCGAGCACCUGGACCACCUGCACUAUCUCAAUGACAUUCUGAUCAUCAACUGUGAGUUCCUCAACGAUGUGCUCACAGACCAUCUGCUCAACAGGCUCUUCCUGCCCCUCUACGUGUACUCACUGGAGAACCAGGACAAGGGAGGAGAACGCCCGAAGAUCAGCCUGCCAGUUUCUCUCUAUCUCCUGUCGCAGGUCUUCCUAAUUAUACAUCACGCACCCCUGGUGAACUCGUUAGCUGAAGUCAUUCUGAAUGGUGAUCUUUCUGAGAUGUACGCUAAGACCGAACAGGAUGUUCAGAGAAGUUGUGCCAAGCCCAGCAUUCGGUGCUUCAUUAAGCCCACCGAGACGCUAGAGCGCUCCCUUGAGAUGAACAAGCACAAGGGCAAGAGGCGGGUGCAGAAGAGACCCAACUACAAAAACGUUGGGGAGGAAGACGAGGAGGAGAAGGGGCCCGCCGAGGACACCCAGGAAGACGCUGAGAAGACUAAAGGUACUGAGGGUGGUUCAAAAGGCAUCAGGACGAGUGGGGAGAGUGAAGAGAUAGAGAUGGUGAUCAUGGAGCGCGGCAAGCUCGCGGAGCUGGCGGCCAACACAUCUGUGCAGGAACAGAACACCACGGACGAGGAGAAGAGCGCCGCCGCCACGGGCUUGGAGAGUGCACUGUGGAGCAGACCCUUCCUCGAUAUGGUGUACCAUGCCCUGGACAGCCCAGAUGACGACUACCAUGCACUGUUUGUGCUCUGCCUCCUCUAUGCCAUGUCUCAUAACAAAGUUCCGUUUACAGAGGACUCUGCAGUAGGCAUGGAUCCUGAGAAACUCGAGCAAAUCCAGCUCCCAGUGCCCGGUGCGGCCGAGAAGACCACCUACAACCAUCUCCUGGCUGAGAGACUCAUCAGGAUCAUGAACAACGCGGCCCAGCCAGAUGGGAAGAUCCGGUUGGCGACGCUGGAGCUGAGCUGCCUACUCCUAAAGCAGCAAGUGGUGACCAGCAUGGGCUGCAUCAUAAAGGAUGUGCACCUUGCCUGCCUGGAGGGCGCAAGAGAAGAAAGCGUUCACCUAGCGCGGCAUUUUUAUAAGGGAGAAGAAAUUUUCUUGGACAUGUUUGAAGAUGAGUACAGGAGCAUGACAAUGAAGCCCAUGAAUGUGGAGUAUCUCAUGAUGGACGCCUCCAUCCUGCUGCCCCCGACGGGCACGCCACUGACCGGCAUUGACUUUGUAAAGCGGCUGCCGUGCGGCGAUGUGGAGAAGACCCGGCGGGCCAUCCGGGUGUUCUUCAUGCUCCGUUCCCUGUCACUGCAGCUGCGAGGGGAGCCCGAAACCCAGUUGCCCCUGACGCGGGAGGAAGACCUGAUCAAAACGGAUGAUGUGCUAGAUCUGAACAACAGCGACCUGAUCGCAUGCACCGUGAUCACCAAGGACGGCGGCAUGGUCCAGCGCUUCCUGGCUGUCGAUAUUUACCAGAUGAGCUUAGUGGAGCCCGAUGUGUCCAGGCUUGGCUGGGGCGUCGUCAAGUUUGCAGGCCUCCUGCAGGACAUGCAGGUGACCGGCGUGGAAGAUGACAGCCGCGCCCUGAACAUCACCAUCCACAAGCCUGCGUCCAGCCCCCACUCCAAGCCCUUCCCGAUCCUCCAGGCCACCUUCGUGUUCUCAGACCACAUCCGCUGCAUCAUUGCCAAGCAGCGCCUGGCCAAGGGCCGCAUCCAGGCAAGGCGCAUGAAGAUGCAGAGGAUAGCCGCACCUGCCUUUCCGUUUCUACGACCAGUGCCGCCGGGGCAGCAGCGACCCCACGGUGCAGCGCUCUGUGUUCGCGUCAGUGGACAAGGUGCCAGGCUUUGCCGUGGCCCAGUGCAUAAACCAGCACAGCUUGCCAUCCCUGUCCUCGCCAUCUGCCGGCGGCGGGAGCCCCAGCGGCAGUGCGAGCACCAGCCACUGCGACUCUGGAGGUACCAGCUCAUCAUCCACCCCUUCUGCCACCCAGAGCCCAUCAGUCAGGAAUGGCAGGAAAGGACGCCGGCGAGUGUUCAGCCUGUCGGAGGCCGACAGUCACGGUGGCCACUGGGUUUAGUGCUUCCAACGGCAGCUGACACGGCACCUCCCGCAGGCGACUCAGAUGACCCCGUGACUAUGGAACAGCUUCAGCCUCAUCUUCCCAGCCAGUUGGUGAUCGUCAAUGACAUGGACGCAGAGGCCAGGCCCAGCAAGAGCCUGGCAAGGAGCGCAGACGCGGAGACAGUCAACCUGUCCCCCAGCCUCAUCCCCGCCCAGCAGCCCACCAUCUCCCUGCUCUGUGAGGACACUGCCGAUACGCUGAGCGUGGAGUCGCUGACCCUCGUCCCCCCCGUCGACCCCCACAGCCUCCGCACCCUCACCGGCAUCCCCGCACAGCUAGAUGAGGAGGCCGCACACCCGGAGCCUGCAGGCCCCGCCGGGCACUGAGCGGGCGCCGAGUGGCCUCCCUUUGUGUGUGGGCCUGCUGGCAGGGACCCAGUACAGCGGACUCAGAGACACAUCGGGAGCACCCACAGUCCCCGCAGCCCCAGGAACCACGGCUGCCAUCUCUUCUCGCGCACCUUUGCUCCGUUUGAAUUUCCCAUUUCACUUUGCACCUCUUAGAGAGCAGGCUGGACCUGGGGGAGACACCCCCGUGAACCCAGAUGACCAGGCAGCUGCCUCGGGGAGGAGGGUGGCCUCCUGGUCUCUGAGCCUGACGACCCUGGGGUGGCAGGACCCCCGCCCCCUCUCUUCAUCAGCCAGCUGCCCUGGUCUGGAAGCUCUUCGGCCACCACGCCCAGUGUGCCCAUAACAACUGGACCAAGUCACUUUGGGUAGAAAUUUGUAGAGAAACAAACUUUGAUAAGCAUCUCCUUUGGAUAUUUAUUUCCGCUUUUGGCAGCAGAUAAAAAGCAUUUAUUUAAAAAGCAUCUAUUUAAAAAAAAAAAAAAAGAAUCCUCAGCCCUUAAGGUUUGACGUCAUGUUAAAAGUAUAAUAUUACUGUUAAGAUUUCAUUUUCAUUUUCCCUCGAACUUCCCAGCGUUGUGUUCUAAAGCUCUCGGUCUGGCUUUCCCCAUUUCCUUACUUCUCUAGCACUCGCUAACUCUGCGAGCCUGUGGAAUGAUAAGUACCUUCCUGGAAAGUUUAGCUUAUUUUUUAAACAAAGAUAAGGGAGAUACAUGUAUUCUCAGGUACACCCAGAGCUGAGAGGGCCAAAAGUUUCUCUGUCGCGGUAGCCAAGGCGCCUUGCCUUGUUCCCUGAAAAAUCUUCCCAGGAAAGGGGCCAGUGCAGCCAGCUCCCCGCUCAGGACCCAUCCAUCUCUCUGGACUGAAACCAGUCAGGACGGCUUCCCAGCGUCACCUUCAGUUCUUGCCACCUCUCUUUGUCUAGAGAGAACCAUCUGGGACCGCGCAGACCCCGGCCCCGUGGCUGUGAUGGAAAGAGGAGGCCACAGAGGCCAUCUUCCACGUGGCCUGUGCCCAACCGCGUGCGUGCAGGCUGCCGUGCGGGGCGACACCCAAGGGCCAGGUCCCACCCGCCACAGGCGUGUCGACCAGUCGUCCUGGGAGCUCAGGUGUGCCACUCUCCCUCUCGGCUGCCGCUGCCGAGACACAAGCUGAUUUGUAAAAUGGGAACCCCCCAGUUGCUUCUCGAUUUGAGCCGGCUGCGUGCGGGCCGGUUCUCCGACAUAUCUCAUCGUGCACCUGCGCCGUUCCUGUGUGCGUGGCCAGGCCCAGCCCGGUGACCCUCGCCUCUCCCGGGUCGGCGCCAAGACCUUCCACACUUUCCUCCUCGUGUGCCCGCCCAGAGUGCCAGCACACCCGGGCCCGGGGACGGUCGGCCUGUUCAAGGACCGCAGGCCUCAUGGCCUCCCUCUCACCCUGCGGUGGCAGCAGAACCCGCCAAGGAGGGCCGUGGCACCCGUGGGGACGGGGCUCUCCAUCAGCAGAAGCCCUCUGCGCAGCUGUGCCCGCCCCGCUUCAACGGGGAAGAGACCCAGCCCGGAGAAGGCGGCGUGCCGGCAGAAAUUCCAGGGGCCUCAGCAGGAGGGAUGAGCCAUGACCAUUCGCAGAGCCCCGCAGCAAGGAGAGGCAGGUGGGCUGGAAGAAGGGGUCAGGCGGUCCCUGACGAGAAAGGGCAUGUCAUCAGCUGCAGAGGCCUGCAGCCAGCCACCCAUCCUACCGGAUCCUUUGCUUGGAUAGAAGAGCAGGCUGGCGCUCUGGUUUUGCAGGGACUCUGGGGCAGCAGAAAUGACGGAAGGCAAGUAACUACCCAGCCCGGUGGCAUUAUUGUAAAGAACAGGCCCCCCUCCAGGACCACCAGCCUGCCCUCUGAAAUCCAGUGGCUCCCAGCGGCUCCAUGGCCACCGAGCACUGAAGGAGUUGGGGACAGCACGGCGGGAGGUCCUGCGGCAGCAUUGCCGAAACCCGGAGGGUGGAGUUGAACAAAAGGUGCCACCUGCCGAGGGCAGGCGUGCCCCGGAGGUGGGCUUGCAGUGUGGGUCCUGCAGCUUGCCCCAGCAGGACACCUUUGGGCAUGGGGUGGGGACUUCCUUAACCAGGGGCUCCCUGUCACCUUGCGGGUGAGGAGAAUGCAUGCGUCCUUGUAUGAGAAGGUCUGGGGUCUACAGGAGGCAGGCAGCCGUCUUGACUCUGAUGAAGGACCUGCCUUGCUAGGUCUUGACCAUCAUGGUGGCCGUGGGCAUGCUGUAUCUUCGGGAGCACCCCGCAAACCUAACAGCAGGGGCUCUCCGAGGCAGGCCAGCCCAGACAGGGUGCGCCAGGACUCUGGGGCCGGGCAAAGAGAGGUAGAGCCGUGAGUCCUUGCAGAGCAGGAGUGGGGACUGUGCCCUCCUGGGCUCAGAUUUCUGGGGCCAAACUCGGCAAGCCCACGUGGCCUACCAUCUGUCUCCACGUCCCACCCUCCUCAAGUCCAUUGGGCCCAUUGGGUUUGCCAAGUCAGGGGCAGGGUUGGCCACAUGAACCCUCAGACCUCAGCUUUGAACACUGUGUGGAGAUGCUAUGUCCUUCCACUCUAGGGGCUCGAGUGAGCGAGGGCACCUUUUGCUGAAGGUCAGACGGGGUGAGGCCGGGAGCUCUCCAGCACUAGCCCCAAAGCCCCAGCAAGCAUGUGGGGCAGAGAUGCCAUCCCAGGGAGGGGCGGGAGGAGGGCGUCCACCACUGCAGGCCUUCCCUGCUCCCUUUCCCUCCACCCAGCCUGUCUGGGGCUCCCUACUCUCCGCAGAAGGCAGCUCCCCCCCACCCCCAGCCCGGGCGGGAGUGAAGAGACCUACCUCGUUAAAGACAUACACUAGAUUUCUCUAAGGUCUCACGAUGCACUGUUAGAAAUAAAGGCACGGCGUGAACGGA